UAUCGGAAAAGCACUCAGAAGACGAUGAAGGUAUGGAAAAUGCACGUUCAUACAAACAUCGAUGUGGAGAAGAUGAUGAACAACCACAUACUCCAGAAGAUAAGUGCAGCACCGUCAGUUAUGGAAUGUUCCCGAAUGAGAGCCCAUCCGCGACGACGACAACUUCCUUGUAUGUACCCUUUCCCGAUUCAGCUAUUAGCGAAGAGUUUAUAAAAACUGAGAAUAAUGGUCACUAUAUAAGUUACCUCACUGGUCCUGGUAUUCCUGAGUGGUACCUAAACGAAGAUUCAACUCGAUGGGUUGUAAGAAACAUUGACAUUUCUGAGAUAUGUCUUGAGUAUCGUGCAGUAGUAGUUAAAAAAUGCGAAUCCAUGGCGGUCGUCCUGAGUGCUAUCGAGGGUUCUUGGGAAGAGCCUGUGAUGGAUCUUCGGUUUGAAGGGAUCUAUCGCAUGAUAUUGAUUGGAGAGUUUGGGCUUCCAAGGGGUUCCACAUCGUGGGGCACUGUCUUGCAGUGUUAUCAGGUCAUGAACACAAUUUGG
This is a messenger RNA of Acaulospora colombiana, 539 nucleotides long. NCBI's taxonomy places the organism in Eukaryota, Fungi, Glomeromycota, Glomeromycetes, Diversisporales, Acaulosporaceae. The record is from the annotation of a GenBank genome assembly.